CGAGACAGUUUCUCGCCGACGACCGUCCCGACCGGUCUGCCUACGUUCAGUUCGUUACUGCGCGCGUCCGCUCGCCAUCCGACCGCGUCCCGAUAGUAUUGUGUGCGCGCGCGCCGCGAAGUGCGUUUUCGUGCGUUUUUGGUUUUUAUUAUUAUUACUAUUACAUGUUCCGUUCGUGAUUCUAUUACUUCUUUUUUUUUUUUUAUAUAUAUUAAUUUUUAAUCGUAAUUAUUUUUUUUUUUCACCGUCCCGAAACCGCCGGGGCACAUAAUAUCCGUUUUAAUUGUUCGAAAAAUAAUCGUUUUAUGAGUGCGUCGACGCGGCGAUCGGGCAAUCGUAUCGCGUGGUGAAAAUUGAAAACAUUUCUAUUUUUUCCGCCCCCCUUACGCCCGGAAAAAAAUCCGGAAUUUUUUCCCGUGUGAUGUGCGUCCGGUGACGGUUUCGCGCGCCGGUGUCUCUUUUUUCGUGCCCGUCCCCGUUCGCCCGUCGACCGAGUGCACCGCCGCUGCCGAAAACUGUAUACCGCCGACCAUGAUGACGACGACGUACCGUCGACGACGAUCCGUCGGCCCGUCAGUGCUGCUGCUACUGCUGCUGCUCGCCGGCACUGCGAGCGCCAACAACGGCGACCCGGUGUGCGACUGGCAGCGCGUGAUGGCCGCGGACGAGGCGCAGCCGCUGCGUGUCGUGCUCAAGUGCUCGCUGCGGACCAUCAACAACGCAGACAGCGUCAUAUCUAACCUGACGUCCGCCCAGAUGGACAUGAUCACCAGCCUGACGCUCAAGUGCAGUGACGUGAUAUUCUUCGAGAGCAGCCUGGAGAAUAGCUUCCUCACGCAGCUGCGCCGGCUCAACCAUCUGGACUUGGAGUACUGCAAGAUAAAGUACGUACCGCCGGCUGUGUUGGGCACGUCCAGGGAGCUGAAGAAAUUGCGGAUCCGCACCCACAACACCGACUGGUCCGCCAUGACCAUGGACUUCCACUCGGACAGCCUGCGCGGCCUGUCGCAGCUGCGCGAGCUCGACCUGUCCGAUAACAACAUCUGGAACCUACCCAAGGAGCUGUUCUGCCCGCUCGUCGGGCUGGCCAACCUGAAUCUGACUAAGAACCGGCUGCAGGACGUGUUCGAGCUAGGCUUCUCGGACUGGGGUAACGGGCCCACCGCGCCCGGCAAAACGUGCAAUACCGCACUCGAGGACCUGAACCUGGCGAACAAUGACAUCAUAUCGAUGCCUGACAACGGGCUGACUAGUCUGCGCGCGCUCAAAAAGCUCUAUCUGCAGGAGAACCAGAUCAACCAGAUCGCGGACCGCGCGUUUGUCGGCCUCACGUCGUUGACCGUGCUCAACGUGUCUAGCAAUCGGCUGUCGGCGCUGCCACCGGAACUGUUCCACUCCACACGGUAUCUGCGCGAAGUGUACCUGCACAACAACUCCAUUAACGUGCUCGCGCCCGGUCUGCUCGAGGGCCUCGACCAGCUGCUCGUGCUGGAGAUGUCUCACAAUGAGUUGACCAGCACAUGGGUGAACCGCGACACGUUCUCCGGCCUCGUCCGGCUGGUCGUGCUCAACCUUGGCCACAACCAGCUGACCAAAAUUGACUCGCACGUGUUUCAGGACCUGUACAGUCUGCAGAUUCUCAACCUCGAGCACAACAAUAUCGAGACGCUCGCGGACCAAGCUUUCGCCGCGCUCAGCAACCUGCACGCGCUAACGCUGUCGUUUAAUCGACUCAAGCGCAUCGAACCGUUGCACUUCUCCGGGCUGUACGUCAUCAAUCAGUUGUUCCUGGACAGGAACCGCAUCGAAUCGGUGGACGAGCACGCGUUCCAGAACUGCACCAACCUACAUGACCUGGGCUUGUACGGUAACGCGCUCCGACACGUACCUGCCGCGCUGUCCAAACUGCACAUGCUCAAGACGCUUGACUUGGGCGGCAACUCCAUUAGACACGUGCAAAACUCAUCGUUCGACGGACUCGACCUACUGUAUAACCUAAUCAUGUCCAACAACGAGAUCGGAAACUUAACCGCGUACACCUUCUCCACGAUGCCGCUGCUCCAAGUGGUGAACCUAGCUUUCAACCGACUGACGCACGUCGACCAACAGGCGUUCGGCACGUCCAACAAGCUGCACGCCGUCCGGUUGGACGGCAAUGCGCUGUCCGACAUCAAGGGUAUGUUCGACGGCCUGUCCAAACUGGUGUGGCUGAACGUAUCCGACAACCAAAUCUCGAAUUUCGAUUACUCGUACCUUCCGUCCAGCGUCGAGUGGCUGGACAUGCACAAGAACGCGAUCAGUGACCUGGGCAAUUACUAUGUGCAGCGCGACACGAUACAAAUUAAAAUGCUGGACGCCAGUUUCAACCGUCUCACCGAGAUCACGGACACGUCUAUACCUGACAGCGUGGAAAACGUGUUCCUCAACAACAACCUGAUAAACAAAAUCAAAAUCAACACGUUCUUGCGGAAGGCCAAUCUGUCCCGAGUGGUGUUGUACGCCAACAAGAUGGAGUACAUCGAGCUGGCCAGUCUGCGGCUGGACCCGGUGCCGGAGUACAAGGAGUUACCGCAGUUCUACAUCGGCGACAACCCACUGAAAUGCGACUGCACCGCGGAGUGGCUGCAGCGGAUCAAUCAACUGAGCUUGCAGCGUCAAUACCCCAGGGUCAUGGACAUGGACUCAAUCAUGUGCCGAUUGGUGCACUCCAAGACGGAGAAGUUCAAGCCGCUGCUUGACCUGAAACCGUCGCAGUUCCUGUGCGAGUACGAGUCGCACUGUUUCUCUGUGUGCGAGUGUUGCGACUUCGACGCAUGUGACUGCGAGAUGACGUGCCCGGACAACUGUACGUGUUACCAUGACCACGUGUGGUCGUCGAACAUCGUAGACUGCUCGAACGCUAGGUACAAGACGAUCCCGGCGCGGAUACCGAUGGACGCGACCGAGAUAUACCUGGACGGCAACGACCUGGGCGACGUGUCCAGCCACGUAUUCCUGGGCAAGAAGAAGCUGCAGGUGCUGUAUAUGAACAACAGCAACGUGGUGUCGCUGCACAACAAGACGUUCAACGGGGUGCCGGACCUGCGCGUGCUGCACAUCGAGAACAACCACCUGGACCGGCUGAACGGCGGUGAGUUCGAGACGCUGCCCAAGCUCGUCGAGCUGUACCUGAACGACAACCGGAUCACGAGCGUGGCCAACCGGUCGUUCGCACCUCUCAAGGCGCUUCAGGUGCUCCAUCUGGAGAACAACCAGAUCAACGAGUUCCGGCCAUGGCAGCAGUUGAGCGCAGCCAACACGCUGACGUCCGUGUCGCUGGCCGGCAACACGUGGCUGUGCGAGUGCGAUGCGAUCGUGGGCCUGGACGGGUGGCUGAAGAACAACGAUUACCCGCCGUCCACGAUGCUGUGCUCGGACCGGUCCACGCCCGUAGCCGUGGCCAUCCAGAAGUGCCAGUCGGAGCGUGACACCGGGCCCAGCAUACACCGGCCGUUCUAUAAUACGUCCGUGCUGGGCACCGAUUACGUGCCGUUCGCGGCCGCUAGCCUCGCCCUGUUCAUCGUCGUGUUCGUGGUGGUCGCGCUCGCACUCGUGUUUCGCGACGACCUGUGCCUGUGGGCGCACUCGCGGUACGGCGUGCGCGUGUGCAAGUCCCCGUCGUCUGAUGAUGCAGACAAGCUGUACGACGCGUACAUGGUGUACAGCAUCAAGGACGAGGAGUUCGUCAACCACAUACUGUCCACCAGCCUGGAGCGGUUCGGGUACAGUCUAUGCCUGCACUACCGCGAUAUACACGUCAUCAGCCCCGCGUACCUGAUGGACAGCUUCCUGGGCGCGUCGGACGCAUCCAAGCGCAUCGUCGUCGUGCUGUCGCUGUCGUUCCUGCAGAACGAAUGGGAGAAACCGGUGUUCCGCACUGCGUUCCAGGCGUGCCUGGAACGCGCCAAGACGAAAAAGCAGUCAGUAGUCGUGCUGCUGACUACCACCAUCACGCCGGACCGUGAGCUCCAGGCGCUGCUCAAGUCGUGCGACGUGGUCACGUGGGGCGAGAAACGGUUCUGGGACCGGCUGCGGUACCUGAUGCCCGACCCGAAGCCCAUGGCCGGCGCGGGUGGCGACCUGAAGAAGGUGAUAUGCGACGGGCGCCCGGUGGCCAGGUACACGGCCGCGCCGACAUCCCUGGAGGCGUGGAUCCGGAUGAGCCCGGCCUCGGUGACGCAGUCGCAGGCUCCCACGCAGAGCUCGUGCAUGUCCGAGGAGUCGUCGCAAAGGACCACGGACGAGGACGAGGACCCGUCCAACCACAGCUACGUUUCCAUUGACUACCAGCAGAGGCACAAGUUGCACCACGUGUACAGCAGUAUACCGGACCCGAUUUACAACCAAGCCGGGGGGAGAACUUAUUUUGUCUAGAGACACUGAGCGCACUCCAUUACUUUAUAGUCGAUUGUUUACUAACUAUAUACAACGACGCAAACGAUGUUAUUACCGGCCGUUGUCUCCGUCGUCAUCAUGAACUGAUGCGCUGGACGACACGAUCGCCUGCUUCUUCUUGUCUGUAAUAUUUAAACCAUAGUAAUACCAUUUACGUGUAAUUAUUAUAUUAUAUAAUUGUGUAAAUCGAAUUUAUUUUUUGUAAAUAACCUCCGUUGUUAUUUCAUUU
Molecule: messenger RNA, 4663 nt
Organism: Sipha flava (yellow sugarcane aphid)
Lineage: Eukaryota; Metazoa; Arthropoda; Insecta; Hemiptera; Aphididae
Product: toll-like receptor 6
Exons: 2
Coding region: 532-4413 (1293 amino acids)
Biological process (GO): signal transduction
Molecular function (GO): protein binding
Source: RefSeq, a predicted model, not a curated record